Messenger RNA from Mycena citricolor, 256 nucleotides. The record is from the annotation of a GenBank genome assembly. NCBI's taxonomy places the organism in Eukaryota, Fungi, Basidiomycota, Agaricomycetes, Agaricales, Mycenaceae.
CAGGCACCCUCCGCAUUCCUGAUGCUCUCAGCCUUUCAGUGCUUGCCUGCGGGUGUUGUCCCACCGUGGAGUUGAGCCUUCCGUAGCACAUAUGCGACCAUGCUCUCUGCUUCUCACUGAUUGCAGCUACUCCAAACUCCAAUGUGUGCAGAAAUCAAAUAAUUGCAGGGGGAUCCAUUCAGGGCUUGGGGCAUCCGCACUGAUAUUGGAUUGGUCGAAAGCAGGGUUCCAGUACAGGGCAGAUAGGGCCUUGCCA